CUCGCCAUCUUAUCGAGGAAAUGCGUCAGACUGACACACAUCUCCGCGGGGGCAGACGCGACAGCCGGUGGCGCGUUUAGAACGGUCACAUCUAGAAAACCUCGACAUCUCCAUCCAUUCCUCCUGAACCAACACCUCCACGGGCUGGCGCAGCUGCUGGCCGGGCGGGUUUUGUCGUUUUUUCCCCCCUCCUCUUAUCGAGCAACAGGCCCAAGCGGCUGCCAUGGAUUUUUAAGGCAUAAUGCGGCAACUCUAAUGCAAUGGCGAUGCACCGUGCAAGGCAAAACCAACCGCGAAACUCCAUCUUCGCAACUGCCAAGCAGUUGGGCUCCAGUACCGCACGCGGUAUCCCGGCGAGCCAACCGGUACCUCUCCUUCUGGACCGGAGGAAGCUAACGCUAACCAUCAGCUAGUCACAUCGCAGCUGGGUAGGAGGAGAAGGAAGAAAAAAAAGGAAACCAAACAACACAAAAAUCCCAUCGAUUCAUCUGAACGUGAACACUACCGAUCAACAUGAAACCUCAAGACAUCGUGGCGGCGAAGAGCAGCCUGUGGAUCUUCGGGUACGGGUCGCUGGUGUGGAAGCCCGACUUCAAGUACAGGAGGAGCCAGGUCGGUUACAUCCAAGGCUACAAGAGGCGUUUCUGGCACGGAGACAACUUCCAUCGCGGGAACGACGAGUCGCCUGGAAGAGUGGUGACGCUGAUCGAAGACGAUGACGCGACCACCUGGGGCGUGGCCUUCGAGGUGUCGGGCUCCCAGCUGGAGGAGUCCCUCAAGUACCUCACGGUUCGCGAGACGGUCCGCGGCGGCUACGUCACGAAGAUGGUGGAUUUCUUCCCCGACGGCGACGACCGCCUUCCUGUCCAGGCGCUGGUGUACAUCGCCACCGCCGACAACCCCCUGUACCUGGGGCCGGCCAGUCCGGAGGAGAUCGGGGCCCAGAUCGCCGCGUGCCGAGGCAACACGGGCCACAAUCUGGAGUACCUGCUGCGGCUGGCGGAGUUCAUGAGGAGCAGCUGCCCCCAGGUGGAGGACCAUCACCUGUUCGCCGUGGAGACGGCCGCGCUCACUGUGGUGUCUUAUCUUCUGGCAGCUCAGUAGCUCGUACCCUUGGUGUCUCUAGCUUACAGUGGAUGCUCAGCUCAGCAGGGGGGCUGUAGUUUUGUCAUGUCUGUCCGAUUAUGUCCUAUAGUAGCUUCGGACAUCCAUCACUAGAUUACCGAGGGGGGGAGCCUUGUUGGUAAAUCACUACAAAAUGUGCAAUUAUCUUAAACUGUAAGCAUUAUGUGGUUUGGCUUAAGACACGCAGCUUUUUUUUCCUCAGUUCUGAAGCCGUCCAGUUCAUUGCUUAAGGUACUGAAAGUUUACUGGAACUUAAAGAAAUCACUAUAUUGCCAUUGUGGUGUGUGUGUGAAACUACUUCCAUCCGGUUUAAAGUCAAAAUGCCAAUAAAAAUCUGGAAAAA
Molecule: messenger RNA, 1468 nt
Organism: Fundulus heteroclitus (mummichog)
Lineage: Eukaryota; Metazoa; Chordata; Actinopteri; Cyprinodontiformes; Fundulidae
Gene: chac1
Product: ChaC, cation transport regulator homolog 1 (E. coli)
Exons: 3
Coding region: 514-1104 (196 amino acids)
Biological process (GO): glutathione catabolic process
Cellular component (GO): cytoplasm
Molecular function (GO): gamma-glutamylcyclotransferase activity; glutathione specific gamma-glutamylcyclotransferase activity
Source: RefSeq, a predicted model, not a curated record